GACAUCUACCGUCCAAGAUGAAGGCAACUCUCAUAGCCAUUUGCUUCCUCGCUGCAGUAGCGUUCUCUAUGGGAGAAUCCUGGGGAAGCACCACGCCCUGCACGAGUCCGCCAGGAGAGCCUUGCCCUCCCGGACAAGGUCCGCGAGGACCCUCCUCAAGCCCUCGGCCCUACCCGCCUGGCCCAGGCUCUGCGCCCAGCCCACAACCCCCGCAAGACAACAGCCCGCCCGGCAGAAAGUAAGGUCUCGGCGGAUUCCUCCAGAGACAUGCAAUGGGGGAUGGAAUAUUUCCGAUACGCUCGAAAUUUUCUGAAUAAAACUGUGCAUUAU
Messenger RNA from Ixodes scapularis (black-legged tick), 330 nucleotides. RefSeq names its product proline-rich protein 2-like. The record is from RefSeq and is a predicted model, not a curated record. Bases 18 to 242 code for a protein of 74 amino acids. Lineage: Eukaryota; Metazoa; Arthropoda; Arachnida; Ixodida; Ixodidae. The transcript has 7 exons.